GUAAACACACAAUGUCUUCAAGGGGCUGGGCAGGCUUUACUGAAGAAGAUAUUAAUAAUGUUCAAAAAGGAAAUGGCUUACGAACUGAACAAGUGCUCGUGUAAACAGUCGAUACUGGUGGCUGCACAGAGCCGGUGUAUCAACAUAGCUUUGUAGGAAAGUUGCAAUUCCAACUUUUUUUUUGUUUUAGAGUACAGACUCAGAAGUCAGACUUGCGUCAAGCCAGGCUUCAGUCUGCAGGAAAGAUUCCCUAUAGAGAGAAGCUGGGGAUGACCAAGGCAGUCAAGACUUCUCACAAUUACUCCCCCAUCCCACCACAGGCCAGACUCUCCCAGUCCCAGGAUUCGGAGCCGACCAGUCCAUCACGUUCCUCUGGUCACAGAUCCCCAGAAUCACUAGAAAGUUCCUCUUCACAUUCUGAAUCUCCAGUGCCCCCCUCACCAUGCAAGUCUCCAACAGGUAGUCAUGCUAAGAAUGUCAAAAUUCGCCUGCGAGACAAUAAUUCCUAUGAAUUAAUAACAACAAAUGGGUCAUUGUUGGAGAACCAGCCAUUUGGUUCAAAACCUGAAUUGGAGGAUAACAUUCAAAGUGAAGAUUGUGAAAAAGAUAAAGAAGAUGAACCUUCACUUGAAAAGUUCCAGAAACGUCAGAAGAUGAUGGAAGAGCAGAAUAAACGACGUAGAGAACUAUUAGUUCAGGCCAUUGCUGAUAGGAGUCGGCGUACACAGUCAGAAGCGCAGAAGUUGAAGCAGAUUCAGUCAGAAUUAGCUAAGUUGGAUUCUCUUUUGUCUACUGAUGUUUCCAUCCUCCGGGACCAGAUAGAAGUUGCCAGUCUGGAAUUUAAUGAGGCACAAAAACGGUAUGACAAGGCAGAAAAGGAGUUCAUUGAAGCAAAGUUACAGCUGUUCAGUAAACUGGACAAGAAGGAGCUGCUUACGGAACACCUCUGCCGAAUCAUUGAAGCCAACGAGCGAAGGAAGGCCUGUAAACUCUCUCAACUUAUGGCAAAAUUAGAGGUGGCAGAUGUUCCUUCUGAAGUUGCAGAUACUGGAGCAGAAGAGAUUUUGCCACAACUGGCCAGCCUAGAUGAAGUAACAUAUGCAGCUUGUACAACUAUUAAGGAUCCCAAGAAAACCACUUUAGCUUUACAAAUGGGCCUUGCUAAAAUAAAUGGUGACAUUCCUGUACAAAUUGUAAAAGAUAUACUUGAAGAUGAAAAAGAAAAACCCAGUGUAAAUAAUGAAGAGAAUACACAAGAAAGUAGUGACAGUAGUAAAAAGGUUUCACAGAUAGAUGGCACAAAGGAAACAGAAGACAGUACAACUGUCAAAUCAGAAAGUGUACGUCGAGGUGAGGAAGGAAAUGUAGAGCUUGAAAAGAUUACUUCCGGUUAUGCUGAAACAUGUAGGGCUAGCGUAGAUAAUCCAGACAAGGAAGGUGACCUGGAAAAUGACCCAAAAAUGAAAGAAAAUAGAAAUAAGGACGAGGAAGAAGAGACCUCGAAAGAAUGUGGUCACUGAAGGCGGUCUAGUGAGCUAAAGAUGGGUAGCUUUUGUGAUGCUAAUAAGAAGAGUGCCUCGUGUUCCUGCAGCAAACUUCUACAUACUGUCCUGUAGUAGGUUAGUAUUAUAGUGUGUAGCCACGUAGUGUACCUGUGGCCAAGGUACUCUUACAUUAUUGUUUCUGAUGGACAAUUGGAUAUUUUGUGUCUUAUUUUGUGUACUUGUAGGAUGUAAAGUUCCUAUGAAAAGAACGAAAGGGUAUGGGUGUACCUAAUUGUUUGUUGAUAUUUAGGUAUAUGCAUGUCAGGGUUUUCCAACUUGGAGUUUUUGUAGUGUGUCAGUCCAAUUUAGUAUUCCUUGGAAGUACGUAUUUCAUUUUAUUUUUUGAAGAAUUCUUUUUUGUUCUUAGUUAUGGCACUCUGAGUAGCAGGGGACUAAUGUUUAAGGUUUCUGUCUCCCAUGGCAUUACCUUUUUUUUUCAAUAAGGAUUUGAUAACCUGACUGAUAUUACAAGAAUUUUGGCAAAAAUCCAAGUGUAUCUCAGCCAAAAAAUUAUAGUACAGUACAUUAGGGCAGAUCUUACUUUAUCUACAUGUAUAUAAUCCAUGUACAACAUAUACAAAUAAGAACCCAUAUGCAUAUAAGUAAAUAAAUACAGUAUUUGUAUAGAAAUUUAUUUGCAAAAAUGCAAUAUACAGAGAGUACACACAUACACACACACAAUGUAUGGAUACUUAAAUAAUUUUAAGUAAAGAAAAGUAUGGUCACAUACACAUGCAGGAAUCCAUUCACUCAUAACCGUCGUGGUAUACCGGUAGUAAAAAACUUUCAAGGAUAGUAGUCAAGUAGUGUGGGUACUGUACUGAAUGUCAAGGUCAGAACCUGAACAUUGAAACAUAAAUCUGUGUUGUAUUAUGACACUGGAACAUGGCUCUGUGUCUUGUAAUGAAAAUGGAACUUAAAUCUUUUUUUUUUAUGACUGAAGAAAGUGGAAUGAAAGCUAAAGGUGGAAAGUAGGUGUGUGUUUUGUGAUGUGAUUGGACUAUACAGUAGUUCUAUGUUUGUAAAUGUCUUGCUAUGAAAUAGACCACAAUCACCUACUUAUUCUAAAGACCGUUUCUCUUGUAUAUACAGUUUGCAUUUCCUAUUGAAGUUAGAUUUGAGAGAGUGCAGGAUGCCUUUGUCUUCAGGGUUGUUUAGUGUUGACAGUCCAAGUUAUGUGAUGAUAAGAGUUUGUGCUUAAGUGGGAAAUUACCAUAAAGAUGAGUGCUUAAUGGAAAGAACAAUGGCACUAAGGCAACAUACAGUACACAUACCAUUGCACCAUCAUAUCAGUUUUCAAAGUACUGUACAGAGAUCCAUAUUUUGUUUGGAAAUUUUGGAAAACUUUGCAAGAUCCACACUGGUACUGUUUUGAGGAUGAGGAUACUGUUAUUGUAUAUCUGUUUGUGAUUGUGAAUACCAUUUUCAGAUCUUGUUAUCACCAGUUUAUUCAUCUUUACCCAAAAUUAAUCACCAGAGAGCAUUGAUUGCCACCGAUGAAGGGGUAGAGCAAGCCCUUGUUAUGUUUUAUUUGAUCAAGCUGGUAAAAUAUAAUUAAUGAGAAACAAUAAAACUAUUAGCUAAUUUACACUGUACAUAGUGUACUUGGUCAUGCUCCAAGGCUAAGAAAGUGCUCUUUCAUAUCAUUUCUAACAUCAUUCUUCUGUAAAUGUAUCCAUGAUUUUAUGAUAUACGGUACAGUAGGUCAAGGCUGGUACAGUAAUAUUAACUGCAUGUUUUCUUACAGUUUGGUAAGCUUUAGUGGAUGAUUGUGUGUAGUGUUGAUGAAAUGGAAGAUACAGCUAUUCAUAGUUGACAUUUAGGUGUUGUCAAAAUUACUGAAGGGUAAAUUCAGACAUUUCUGGGGUUUAUUGGAAUAUGUGCCACAAGAAAAGAAACUGUGUUAUUUUGUCUGACACUAAUACUGUAUUUUAAUUUAAGGUCUCCAUGACACAGUUGUUAAUGUAGAUUUUCAGCACAUAUGACACAGGUUCAUUUCAAUGUCAGGUAAUGGUUGGUCAGACAUUAUUCUGCUAUGGGAGGUGUGUGCACAAUUGGCCACCAGCCAUGUCAAUGCCUUAGGCUUAGCAAACACUUCUUGUUUGGGGAUUUCUACCCUACAAAUAGUGAGGAAGAGAUUAAAGUAUUGUAGUUGUAUUUUCGUUUGAUGGAUUUUCUUCCACUAGUGUUGUUUAAUGUUGGACAAAUUGCAGUUCAUGGUAAUAGAAUAUGCAAUUUUAAUACAAAAAUAUUUCCAGUGAACUCAUUAUGCAAGGUAACGGAUAAGUUUGAACAUUCUUACUAUCUUAUAGGUACUGUAAGUUGGUGCUGAGCACUGAACAGAAUUUUUUUAUAUGUUAUUUGUUGUUUACAGUACUGUACAGAGCUGUAGUCCUACAGUAGGUAACAAAAUGUGCAAUUUCAUUAUACAGUGGAGUUGCAAUAAUUUGCAGUUUAGGUACCAGAAAACAUUAUGAAUGUAUGUUAUCAAAUUGCAAAUUAUAGUACAGUUUACAGUAAUUGAUUUAAGUUAAAAUAAUUCAUUUGUUUCAUAUGCCAAAAAAUAUGCAUAAACUGUCCCAAAACUACUUCAAAUAACACUAAAUAUUGUACAGUAUGUAAUACAUAAAAAUUUCAGUAACUUAUAGAUAUUGUACAAAAAGUAGUUCUAUGUUGUAUUAAUAGUACCCUCCCUUCCCAUAACAAUCCUCUGGGUCACACCAAUAUGCCAACAUGGAAACAGGCAGGCAUGCAGCUGGCUGCCUGUUCAGCUCUUUGCCUAUGUAAACAGCACCAGGAAUAUAAUGAGACAUAAGAACUCACUUGAGGUUGAUGGUGGGAAUUUUUUGGAGAAAAUUUAUUAAUUUACGAUAUUAUUUUAUUUACCUGGCACCAAAUGAACCUAAAUAAUAUGGGAAUUAAUGGUGAGAUUGCAUGCUGUCAAGAAGAGGUUGUGGGGUUAUGAAUUUCUGCUCAAUCCAACUAUCUUACCUCCUACUUCUAUACAAUUUAUGUCCCUUUCUUCAUUUUUCUUAUUUUGGAGUUUAACAUUAUAUUUUCUUUAUUUGUAAGUCACACUAGAGCAUUGAAAUUAUAUUUCCUUGACUUCUGUGGCUUCUUAUGUAAAUAAAGCCUGCGGCAGCUGGCACUCGGCCUUGAAUUAUAAAUAUUUGACCACAAUUAAAAAAAGUGUUGGUAAUAGAGGUACCCACGAAUUUAAGAAUGCGAAUAUGUAUUUAAAGAAUUAUUGCAACUCAACUGUACAAGCUAAAGGACAACAUUAUGAUAUGGUACUAUUGUACAGAUAAUUUGAGGAAAACUUGUGAAGAGUUGUCUGCUAAUGUUUGUGUAAAGUUACUGUUCUCAGUAACAGAUUAGGUAAUAAUUAAUGCAAUCUUUCUUUUGUAAUCAUGUAAGGUUAAGGAGAGGUGUACAGGUAUAUACAGUUACUGUUGCAAGAUAUUAAGUGACAGGUCGAAUUGUGCAAAGUAUUUUUCCCAUUGUUCAUAUGCAAUCCUGGUUAACUGGUUCGGUAAUUCAUGACUUUACCCACAUAUUAGGCAAAAGACUAAUGAACUACGUACAGUAUUAACUAAAAGCUAAAUACUGUACUAGUAUGUGGCUGAGAAAGCUGCAUACACCAAUUGAGAACAUACAAGAUAAGAAGUUUGCAAAUAUUCUAUCAUAAUAAUUUUAUUUAGAUGUAAUUUUCAGAAUGAACUUCUUGUUCUUGGGUGUUACACUCUUAAUUACUUAUCAUACGCAUGUAAGUUAGAGAUUGUAUAUCCAUUAAUCUGUCCAUAUUAAAUUAUCUUUUUGACAAAUUAAUUUAGGGGCCAAUUCUAGUCUUUUUUUUUUUUAAUAAUUACUGUAUAUUCCUGAAAACAUAGUACACAUUGUUAAUCAGAGUGCAAUAUAGUUUUUCAGCUGUUAGCCAAGUUUACUGUAAUGUAAUUUUCUUUACAUUUCAGUAAAUGUAACUAAUUGUAACACAACUAAUCCAUGAGACAGAAGGAGCACCGAGACGACCUUGGUGAUUUUAUUAUUUCCAAGGGUUCUGUUGGUCAUGAUACGUCUGGUCUCUUAACGCUGAAGAAUUAGACAGGUGGCUAGUGAUAAAGAGAUUCUUAAAGAUGAAUGUGUAUAGGCCAUACUUUUUUACUAACAGGCAGCACCUGAGUUAUGAACACCAGCACUUACGAACGGGAUCCCAAUAUAUUCAUCACAAAAUAUGUAACUAUAAUCCCAUUUUUUAUAUUACUUUCAUUAUUCUAUAUUGUUAAACACCACUUUAUUUACAGUGUUUACAUAAUAGUGUUUGUUUUUUAUGGGAUAUUAUUGUUGUUUUCUAUAGGUUGGGUUGUGCUUUAACCAAAUUUAAACUGGAAUUGAUGCUGUUCCGACUUACAAACAGAUCGGCUUACGAACAAGGUCUAGAAACGUAAUCCGUUCAUAACUCAGGGACUGUCUGUACUGUUCAUUGCAUUUGAGAAGUAUAUUUAUUUCUUAUAUUAAUACUUUAAAGAUUUAUAUAUACAGGUUUGGUAUUGAGUCCCCGACUGCAUAUCAUGGUGCUGGAAACAAUAUCAUAGGACUUUAGGACAUGCCUGUCCUGGGAGUUGUUGUUUGCUGAUGACUUAGUACUGAUAACAGAUACUAUUGAAGUGGCAGUGGAGAAAUUGAAGGAAUGGAAGGAUGGAACACACUCAAAGGGCUUGAGAGUGAAUGUGGCAAAAAAAAAAAAGCAUUGAUGAGUGGUGUUGGUGAGGAACCCAUGAUGGAAAGUGGAAAAUAGCCAUGUGCUGUCUGAAGGAAAGUUUUGACAACAACUCAGUAAUGUGCAACAAGUGUGGAAGGUGGGUACACUAUAGGUACAUUGGAGUAAAUGACAAACUGCAGGAUGAUGUUGACUUUAAGUGUUCUGUAUGUUCAGAUGACCAUGUGCCCACAGCAAGGCUGGAGAAACUCAUCAUUGGGGAUAUAUUGCUGGACUGUGUCAAUGAGGUCUGUUACCUUGGUGACAUGAUCAGUGUUGGUGGGAGUACUGAAGUGUGCUCAGUUGCAAGAGUCAGAAGUGGCUGGAGGAAGUUUAGGGAGCUACUGCCUUUAUUGAUAGCAAGAGAACCUUCCCUCUGUUUGAAAAGAAGCAUUUAUGUGAUUGGUGUGAGAAAUGUGAUAUUGUAUGGCAGUUAACAUGGGUAGUUAAAGGGGAUGACAUAAGUAGGCUUAAGUUAGCUGAAAUGAGAAUGGUGAGGUGGAUGUGUAAUGUGAUACUCAAAGACUGCAGGCCCUGUUCAGAGCUAAAGGGGCAGAUAGGUUUUGAGAAUAUUGGUGGAGUUGUGCAAAGAGGCAAGCUGAAGUGGUUUGGGCAUGUGGAGAGAAUAGCUUAGAUCAGUGGGUCAAGAGGUGCAUGAGCCGAAAUGUGGAAGGGAGGAGAGCCAGGAGUAGGCCAAGAAUGACAAGUGGAGGAGGUUGUAGAGGUGAUAUUAAAGUUAAUAUAACUUAACAAGACAGACUGCAAGAGACAAUGCACCAUGGAGAGCUGCCAACAGGUAAUUGUGGCUAAUCUACGCAAGUGUGGAAUUUUAUGACAUUGAGCUCAUUUUCUCUAUUAAUAUUCAUGCUCUUCACUACUUAGAGUAAAAUGCCUUAAUAAUAUUUAUAUGUUAAUAUUCCCGAUGGAAACAUUCUUAAAGGCUGGCAGAAUAAAAUACAAGGUAUGUGUUCAUACAUAAGCAAGUGUAUGCCUAUACUAACAUGUAUACUGUACAGUAGCUAAAACAAUUAUCUGUGUAGGUGGGGGUCGAUAUGCUCUGAAAUUUUACGUGAUUAGUGACAGUCCUCGUACACCAAAAUUUGUCGUCCAUGGUCUCAUAUUGUUUCCCACAAAGUAUGCACAGAUAGUUGUUUUAGCUACUGUACAUACAGUACUGUAUACAUAUAUUGUAUGUAUUCACAUACACUGUAUACAAGGGUACACACACUUUCUGUUUCACUUACACUCUCCAGUUCCAGUUUUCUUCCAGUGAAGAAACUUGAUAUUUAUUGGGCUGUUAAUAGUAAAAAAAAAAAUUCUUGUUUAUGUACACUAGCCAGUCAUCCCUCAGGAAGUCAGGAUUGUUGUAUGUAAUUCCUUCCAAAACCAGAGAAAGGGUGAUAUAAUACCAACUAUGCUAAUAUCGGUCUUCCACAGUGACUGAGGCAGUGCCAAACUAUGUGAUCUCUAGAUAAAAUAUUUGCUGUACUGUAAAUUGUACAUAAGUCUUUAACUCCUCCAAUUCCAGGAAGAGUCAUGAGUGAUCUUAUACUGAAGUGACGCCACUGAUAGAUCAUGAUUAAGUGUAGAUUUUUAAAGGUCUUUCAAGUUUCAGUCUAAGAAAGUCAGGUUUCAAAGGAACAUGAACAUUAUCUAAAAUUGUGAAAUGAUCAUGUUGUCAGGAUCGAUGUACUGUACAGUAGUUACGAGAUAUUGAGGAUGCCAUGAGUGAAUUCUUAUUUAGUAAUAUUCAUUCUAACGGUUGGAGUAAUAUGGUUCUAGUAGGUCCUCCAAGUGUAACAGUGCCUCAUGUGCUGGUUUUUAAUACACAGGGAGGAUCAUUGUUCUAAUUACAGUACAGUAUUUUGGCUUAAUUGAAAAAAAUUCCCACAGAAAGUCAAGAUCUCUUAGUGUCAAGUGUGGCCUUCUAUGACAGUAUGUGAGUGAGGCUGUGGGAGUACCCUAAGUUCAUUGCAUGACCCUCAGAAUUAUGUUCUCUUUAGAGGCAGCUAAGUUUCAUAAACUGCAUAGGCAGUGAGGCUUUAAAAAUGAUUGUUUGGGGAGUUCAUAAAUACUGCUGGAAAACUUGAGUAUUGUUGUCAUUUAUUUGUUUCAAGCCAAUAAAUGACAACAAUACUCUCUGUUCUCCCUAACCUCACUAUUAUAAUUUUUACCAACGAAGCAAUGUUAACCAUGACCAGAUAUAUUUUAUUCAUUGACAUUACAGUACAGUGUACUGUAUUCCAUAGUCAUUUAAUUGUAAAAUGAUAUUUACCUUUCGAAUUGCAAUAUUGAAAAUGUUACACAUGCCCUAAGGAAAGUAUAUUUCAUUAGGGUAUAUUGAGAUUUUUUUAUGGCUAUUGUUAGUAUUAUUAGUCAUCUUCCAUGUGCAGCAUGCCAUAUUCUUGAACAAGUAGGGAUGGAGGGAAAAAGGCAUCGCUUUUCAGGAUUUUUUUGCUGCUCCAUCAAAUUGGUAUGGAAAAUUGUUCCCUGAAAGUCAGUGUGAUUAAGAGUGUGGCCUAUUUAUCCUGGCUCUUAGGGCUCAAACCUUAGAAUAUGAUUUCAUAUGUAAAUUUUUUUUACAACUGAAGACUGCCAAUGUGCUUCAGUGUUGUUAAUGAUAAUAUAUAACCGUAUUUGUACUGAUAUUAAACUACCUGACGACUAGAUGUAAGACAUCAUAUGAGGCGGCUUCAGGAUAUGUAUUAGAAUGAUUAGUAGUGAAGGAGUUAAAUUAAAUGUUCUUAGGAAUUAAUUUUAAGUUAGGAGGAGGGAAAGAAUAGAUUUCUAAGUUGUAGUAGUACCUUUAUACAAUCCCUCAAAACCUCCAUCACACUACAAUACCAUAUUGUAUGUGCACUCACCUUAAAAAUACUUUGAAGAGGAUCUUGGCCAUAAAAUGUCAAGCAAUGUAUUCAAUCAUUUUUAACAGUUCAAAUGGAGUGACACCACUUGAUGCAACCAUGUUAUAGUGCGGCACUUCAUUGGUGAUUUUUAUAAUACCCUGUAGUAUCUCGUGGCCUGGAGCCAGUGAGUGCUGUUCUCUUGCAUCAGUUAGAUGGGUACCCCGCUUUGGAUUUCAAGCCAUCUAAUGAACUUCCAUACACAAGACAUCAUCAAGGUAAGUACACAGUAAAUUAAUUAUUGACAUAAAAGAGUUGAACAUUUACCAGUACUGUAUUAAAUAGUAUUUAAUACAGUAUUAUAUUAUAUACAGUACCUAUAUUAUAUUAUAUUAUACUGUAUUAUAUUAUAUUACGGUAUAUUUUAUUUUAUAUUACAAUUAAUGUUCUUUUAACUCAAACUUUCAUAUUGCUUUAUGAUGGAAUCUGGGAGAUAAAAAUAUUUUUCUUAAAGAUUUAUGGCUUAGACUCUGAAAUAAAACUAAAUUCAUUGUGAUUGAAGGAAAGGUUUCAAAACCACAAGGAGUACAUACAGUACCGGUAGGUACGUCCCCUGUAUGUGAUGCACCAUCAGUUGGUGUGCAGUUUUUCAGGUGUGACUACGAGUCUUUCAUUUGGUAAUCAAAGUUGUGUACAGGUAUUUGUUUCUGUUGUAGUUGUGAGAAUGAGCUUAAAAGAUAACAUGGGUAGACAAGAAUUGGUCUUAAUUACAUCAUUGCUGGUUGGUUGGCAUAGGUCUGGCAGCAUGACCAGCCAAAGUUCUCUCAGGAGAGUGAGGGAAUUAGUUCAAAGUCAGGAGUGAUAUUCAUAGAGCUGACUGAUGAUGAAAGUAUAUGUGAUCACCAGUUAUGAUAUUCAUGUUGUUGGACCUAAGUUUAAAAGACCUGAAAUAUUUUUAUACCCAUUCCAGAUUCCUUCCUGUUUUAAUCAAGAUGUUUAUACAGUACUUGUAAAGCUCUUUAAGCAUAUCUUGUAUGAAUGAUCCAUUUACUGCAGAAUUAUAAUUAGAAAUACUGUGUAUGGUACUGUAAUAUGUUUUUAUCAUAUUCACAUAUAUUAAGUUUAAAUUAAUCUAUACUUUACUAAAUGUCAGUUUUCAUAUUUUCAUGUGUAUUCUUGUCUUAAUGCCUGAUUACUGUUCGGUUAGAUAAGGAGAGUAUUCAAAUGUCCAGGAUCGAAAACAUUUUAUGACAAACUGUUUGAUUCCAUUUUCAGUGCCAUGUUGAUUCAUAAACAGGGGUAACAGCAUUUAAAACUUGUUCAAAUUACUCAUCAGUAUAUUAAUGUACAGUAUUUGUACAUAUAUUGUAUAUUUUUUUCCAAUACUGUAUUGCAAACCCUUUUGCUGUUUAGUGCAGGGUGGCUGGGAUGAAAAUUAACAGAUUAUUCAUUAUUCUGCCAUUUUUCUAACUGAGUUAACAUAUAUUUUGUUGUGAUGUUCAUCUAUUUAUCUGGUACAGUAUACUCUUGAUUUAACAGAAUACGAUAUAACGAACUCUCUAUUUAGCGGGAGGAAUUUUUCUGUUAUUUUUUACUCAAUUUAGUGAACUAGUUCGCUAAAUUGAGAUUAAUUCCGUUAAUACGCUCACACCUACAGACACCUGAUAUGUACGUAGAAACAUUAUUCAUGGCUUACCUUAAACUAGGGGGUUCGGUGUUUGUUUUUCCCUAACUUUUUCCAAUUGAUAGCCGCACUCUUUUGACUUUCUUCCCCACACCACUUCCUUUCUGAGAGACUUUUGGCAUGAUGUCUAAGCACAGUACAGUAGUUAGUUGAACGAGGUGCAGGCUGAGAGGUAGCAGUGAACAACACAUGCGGUGGCGGCAGGACACAGACUGAGCGGAUGUAAACAAACCCCACGUGCUAAGCGGCGCAUUUGGCGCCUAAUUUAAUGGAAUCGUGCUCGAUUUAGCGGAAAUUUUGAUUUAACGGAAAGGGGUGGCUCAAAUUAGUUCGUUAAAUCGAGAAUUUUUGUGGUAAGUACAAGUACAUUCUAGUGUCAUUGAAAUUUACUUCUUUGGGUAGAAUCAGUGUGAAAAGUUGCCAUGAACAUUAUGUUAUCAGUGUUUUGUUGUUAAGAUCUAUUUGAUAUAUGUUUUGUACUAAAUAUAUUAAUAUCCAUUACAGUACAUCAUUGUUAUGAAGCUUUGGCUCAGUAAGUUUGUCUUGCAUUCUUUCAAUCUUGUUAGCAAAAAAAAUUUUGCUCUAUGCAAAUGAAGAACAACCCCAAGGUUUGUAAUGUGUUUGUAAAUGUUAAAUUUAGCUGGAUUUUGUGAAUAUUCAUAAAUUUUUAAUAAUAUUGUAAAUUCAGCUGGUAAAUAUUGUCAGAUUAAAUAUUGUACAGAUUGAUCACCAUAAAAUGAGUCAACACUGUGUAGGUAUAAGUGAAAGAUGUUUUGAAUAUUCACAGGUUCUUAUUUCUAUAUUGGUCUUUGAUAUUUUGUAAGCAUUUCUUAUCAUGAUUGUAGGAGAGAGGUUGUCAGUCAAUUGGCUCAAGGCCUGACCUAAUAGGUUCAAACUUAACCCAAAUACUUGUACUAUUGGCAUUAGGACUAAAAUUUCAAUAGAUUUAGGCUGUUUAACCAACCCUCUAACCGAUUUACAGAGAGAUUUUGAUGAAGUUAACUUAAGGACACUUGAGUUCAUGGUCAGUGUUAAUCCUGACUUUUAAAACAAUACUUGUAUCAGGACCUUAUCUUUCAGAUUAUCAUCACCUCACCUUGAUGUAGUCUACUUAUUAUAAGUUGAAAUACACUAACACCUCUGACCGGUCUACCUUGAGUUUGUUUUCUAUAUUGUGUAACACUGCAUUUUUGUACCAUUUGUUUCAGAAUAGUUUCAUUAGAAGGUUAUAAAAAACUUUGAGGAAAUAUUGUGAUAGAAUAGUGUUGCAUGAAUGUUGGCCAUACCUGAAGUUUUUAUGUAAUACGUACUGGUAUGUACAUGUGAUUUAGAUGACAGUACAAUAAUUCAAUGUUCUUCUAGUGUUGCACCACUGUUUUGUAUGAUCUAUGUUCUCACUACCUGCAACAGCUAAAGGACGUCCAACAUCUCAAUCUUUCCGUAGGUAGUGAAACAGUUAUGUAUAUAGUUAGGUGAAUAAAUCAAUGAAAUGUAGUUGUUGUAAUAGCCAUCAAUAUAUAAUUUUAUGAGCACAGAAGAGGACAAUAAUUAUCUUGAUCUGGUUGUGUAGCAUGAAAUGUGCCUUAAUUAGUGAUUGCUUAUCUUACAUUCAUUCAUGGUGCUGUUGGUUACUGAUUGAAUGAUUGAGUAUUGAUAGUUAUGGUAGUAAGCAAUGUUAAAUAGAAUUGAUUUUUUUUAUUGCACUGUUAAUUUUUUUAUAUUGCACUAAUUUGUCAUGUUAUUGCUUUUUUAAUAAACCAAAUAGGU
Homarus americanus (American lobster) is the source of this 12594-nucleotide messenger RNA. RefSeq names its product RAB6-interacting golgin-like (gene Gorab). Bases 270 to 1520 code for a protein of 416 amino acids. The transcript is spliced from 8 exons. NCBI's taxonomy places the organism in Eukaryota, Metazoa, Arthropoda, Malacostraca, Decapoda, Nephropidae. The record is from RefSeq and is a predicted model, not a curated record. Gene Ontology annotation, biological process: non-motile cilium assembly.